This is a messenger RNA of Caenorhabditis auriculariae, 1943 nucleotides long. Lineage: Eukaryota; Metazoa; Nematoda; Chromadorea; Rhabditida; Rhabditidae. The record is from the annotation of a GenBank genome assembly.
AUGCAUCGGUCCACAUAUAAUUCAAUUUUCUUGGCCUUCGCAGUCUUUUUAUUUUCCUAUCGCCUAGUUAGAGCCGAUUAUGACGUCACAGUCCGAGGAAAGCUUCUAUGCGGCGACUUCGAAGCAGCUACAGUACGCGUACGUCUUUGGCAAGGCUCCGAAGGAGGUGUUCAAAAUUUCCAUUCUUUAACUGUCCAUUAUGUGCUUUUGAAAAAAAGCCAGAAGCUAAACAUUUGAAGGCAAACUACUUUUCCAGAACUCAAUAGUAAAAUGGUGGUGGACGAGGGCUACACUGACCGACGCGGAGAGUUCGUUUUGAGCGGCAAAACUGAGAAGCGCUCUUUCGAACCCCUUCUGGCCAUUCAUCAUGACUGCAAUGAUGGCCUCAAGGUAGAUAUUGAGAAAGUAUCAUGAAAAGUUCGAAUGUUGAGCCGGGACAACGAAAGCUCAAGUUCCGCAUUCCAGGACGCUACGUGACCAGCGGAGAAGAAAACAAAAAUGUUGGUGAAACUCUUAAUUUGUGAAUCCGCGAAAGGUUUAACAGAAUUCUUGUUUAAUAACAUUUAGUUUUAUCUGUGUCAUCACUUCGAAAACCAACUUUUAAAGGAGUACGAAUUUGGGGUGUUCAACCUGGAAACGGUCAUGAAAUACAAUGAGGAACGAGUUGAAGCCGUCGAUCGUCGCAGAAGAAACUCUAAUAUUAGUCCUAGGUAGUUUAUUCGUUUCCAUUUGGUUUUUUUCACAACUUUUCGAGAAAAAAAUCUCUGAACGUUGUAGAUCGGGUGGUUCAACAAGAACAACUAGGACUUUGCUGGAGAAAUACGAAGAUCCAGAUGAGCGCAAUGAACCUUGGUAGCCCGAUCCUUCUUUCACAAGAUAAACUUUUUCAUUCUGUGAAAUGUUUUUUUCGAGCGUUUUGAACCGCAAAAGUUAUAUGAUUCGCUCAAAUUGCAACCAGUUUUUCUCUCUACCCGCAACUUUGUCAGAAAAUAAUAGGAUGAAAUGGUUUGUUUUGACGGCGUUGAUCUCCGUCGCCUUGGCCUUCCGAUUGCAAGGCGUCGCGGUCAGAGGACGUCUUCUGUGUGAUGGAAAACCUUGGAGAAACGCCAAGGUCAAAAUUUUCGACCUCGAUAGAAGUUUGCUGUCCAACGCAUUUGAUUGAGGCCAAAAAUGCGUCGGUUCAGACCCCGGCGACGCUGAUGAUCUUCUGGAUGAAGGCUACAGUGGUUCUGACGGACAAUUCGCGGUAAUUUUUUCUCGAUUUAUGAGUUGAUGUUCAUUUCUACAGCUAGACGGCACUACUCGCGAAUUCACUGAUAUUGAGCCGGUUCGUUUUAAACCAUUUUUUCUCAACUGCCGGUUAUUUCAGGUUCUAUAUGUUUAUCACGACUGCGACGACGACAUUCGGGUUAUUUUUUGUUCUUUUUAUCGAUUUUAGUAUACGUGCCCGUAAAUAUUCAGCAAUUUAACUUUGAGAAUUUCGAUAUAAUGAAAGUGCUAUAGCCUGUGUACCACGACCUGUGCGCCUUUGCGAACCUUGGUCGCGCUUUUAAUUUUUUUUUUCUCCUAUCAAGAUACUCUACUUUCAUGUGCUCCCACAGCAAUAAAAAUUUCGAAAGACGCUUUGUGAACGCACGCAGCGGAACAGCGGAAUGUCGUUUCAAGUCGUGGCACACAGACUAUACAGAUUGCUCAAAAAAAAUCGAUUAGGGAGAGCUUCUGAAAAAACAAACUUGGUAGAAAAAAUAGUCACAUGUCGGAGGCAUCUCUAUUAGUUUCUUUUCUUGAGAAUAAUGAAAAAGUUGUAGCCAUGCCAAAAGCGCGUAACAGUGCAAGUUCCGAAGAAGUUCAUACACCAUGGAACUGCCGAGGACUGGAUGGACGUCGGAGAUUUAAACCUCGAGAAGACUUUUCCCGGACAGGAUCGAUCCUGCAACCACUGA